UGGCGGCUUGCAGUGUUCGUUUGGUUUGUUUGUGGUACAUAGUUUCUGCAGUCUUUCUCAGUUCUGUGCUCGCUUCUGUUUGAUGUGGCCUCUGCUAUAAGUUUCUCGGUAGUGGUUCUUGCUUUCGUUCGCAGGUGCAUUUUUAACUUUGCGUUACAAAGAUACAAGGAAUCCCGCGGCGGUACCUCGCUGUCCACUCCGGUCGGUGUGCCUGUUCAACUCAUUCGUCUGCCCAAUAACACAGAAAAAAACUCACUGAGAGAAGUUUUUUUUUUUUUAGUGCCCAGCUGAAUGCGAUGGCGCUUACAGAGAAAGAACUGGGAGCCUUGCUGUCAAUCAUUCAGGAAGCAAACUUGGAGAAACAGACUUUCGAGUCUUUAGGCCAAACACUGCAUCAAAGUUUUACGAAGCAAGAUCAUUUUAGAGUCAGCUGUGCGCUGGUGCUCCUUCUGCAGCAGUCGGAUCUGAUUGGUGGAAAAUGUCAGAGGGUAGCUGCGUUGUAUCUUUUGUACGAGAUGUACAGGACGGAGUCAGUUCACAUGAAUCCGUUCAUCAAUGUCUUCGUACACCUCUUAAACCCCAUGGAAGAAACAUCCGGGAAGAAACUGGAAUUUGCUCACAUCAUUCCCAAACUUACGGUCCAAGAAAAAUACUUCAUAUCUCAACUUCUCACGGUUCCUGCAAAAGAUUUGUUCACAAAGACUCCGCUUCAGAUCAUGAACUUGGACGAAAAUAAUAUCCAGAUAUCUGACACGGCUGGCAUUCAAGUAUCAUUUGCCGAGCAGCAGUCAGAGAUGCCCCAGUCUAGCAAAUCCGGAAUUCCACUGGUGAUCGGAGACCCUGACUUAAAGCCUUACAGUAUCUUCAGCGAGACACCAAAUCCUACAAAGACAAUAGAACAGCUCUUAUCUGGAGACAAUCCACCUGUGGAUGGAGUGUUCAAGCCAGAAUUCCUAAGGCUGGUCUCUCCCCUUCAUGCUUGCGAGGAUGAGCCGGUGUGGCUGACUCCCAUAGACCCUGACGAGCACCUGGUCGCGUGGGAUCCGACCAUGUGUCAGGGAGACAGUGCUGGAGCCGAGGCUAAGCGUCUCAUGGCGAAAGCAUUCAAGGGAACCCUCACACAAGCGCAACAGCAACAGCUUCUUGGAGAGUUGGCACGCGACCCAAAGCUUGUGUACCACAUAGGGCUCACACCCGCCAGGUUGCCAGACUUGGUGGAAAAUAAUCCGCUGAUAGCGAUCGAGGUUCUUCUGAAGCUCAUGCAGUCCAACCAGAUAACAGAAUACUUCUCUGUGUUGGUGAAUAUGGAAAUGUCACUUCACUCAAUGGAAGUCGUUAACCGACUGACCACAGCAGUUGACCUUCCAACAGAGUUUGUUCACCUGUACAUCUCCAACUGCAUAUCAACGUGCGAGACCAUCAAGGACCGCUACAUGCAGAACCGCUUGGUGCGCCUCGUGUGCGUUUUUCUGCAGUCUCUCAUAAGAAACAAGAUCAUUAAUGUACAGGACCUCUUCAUAGAAGUGCAGGCGUUCUGCAUAGAAUUCAGCAGAAUCCGCGAAGCUGCAGCUCUCUUCAGGCUGCUCAAGCAAUUAGACACUGCUGAGCAGAGUCCAAUGUCACCGACGCAGUCAAACAACAAGUGAAUAUGAUCCUUCCAUGGGAUGAUCCAUUCGUGGGAAGUGUCCACAAUCGUGCUGUAGCCUUUGGUCUAAUGGCCUAAUUGCGUUUUUGUAAAUAGAAGUUUUGAGACGUG
Messenger RNA from Ornithodoros turicata, 1756 nucleotides. It is a transcript of the gene Not11, whose product is annotated as CCR4-NOT transcription complex subunit 11-like. The coding region runs from base 297 to 1646 and encodes 449 amino acids. The transcript is spliced from 12 exons. The record is from RefSeq and is a predicted model, not a curated record. Gene Ontology annotation, cellular component: CCR4-NOT complex. NCBI's taxonomy places the organism in Eukaryota, Metazoa, Arthropoda, Arachnida, Ixodida, Argasidae.